AUGCCAGGCAUUGCAGGCAAAAAGUCGUCGAAUAUUGACAUCGACUUUACCUUACGCAAAGUCUUCGCUCGUGAUGCUUUCAGACCAGUUCAGCGGGAAGUUGUGACAGCUGCAUUGCAAGGACACGAUGUCUUUCUUCAGGCGGCUACCGGGUUCGGAAAGAGCUUGUGUUUUCAACUUCCAGCUGUUGUCGACUUUGGCAUCACAAUCGUCAUUUCGCCAUUGCUGGCGUUGAUGAACAAUCAGAUCUCGGCUCUCCGCGCUGCGAGUAUCCGAGUGGAGACCAUCAAUAGCACGACUCCUGCUUCCAUCAAGAAUAGCGUUCUGAAUGAUCUCAAAAGCGGUCACCCUUUGACCAGACUUCUCUACGUGACGCCAGAGUACUGCCAAAUGGAUCAUUUCAGGAAGCAUCUACGCAUUGUCCAUGAGCAGAAAGAGCUGGCGAGAAUUGCAGUUGAUGAAGCCCAUUGUAUAUCAGAAUGGGGCCAUGACUUUCGACCUAGCUUCAAGGAACUGAAAUGGUUCAAAGAAGAGUUCCCAGAAGUGCCAGUGAUAUGUUGUACUGCAACAGCGACAAGUCGCGUGAGAGACGACAUUAUCAACACACUCGGCUUGGACGCAGAGAAGUUGAAAAGCUUCACCAUGACCACAAGUCGCCCGAAUCUUCAUUACGAACUUCGCUUCACAUCAGAUGACGAGGGUGAAGACCGAUACGACAACUUCCUGGCUUGGAUACGCAAUACGCAUGCUCGUCGCGCUGAUAACGCUGCUCGCUCGCAAGAACUCAACCAGCGGAACGAGAGAGCCACCAAUGUACCUGGAAUCAUCUACACUUGGUACCGGAAAGACACWGAAGCUCUCACUGCACGGUUGCAAUCCGAUGGCAUUGGUGCCAAAGCUUACCACGCCGGGAUGUCGACCGAACAGAAGGAAGAUCAUCUCGAAGGGUGGGUGAAAAACCGGGAAGGAUAUGAUGUGAUCGUAGCGACAACUGCUUUCGGCAUGGGCAUCGAUAAAGACAACGUUCGUUUCGUCGUGCACUGGCAACUUCCCAAGUCCUUUGAAGGUUACUACCAAGAAGCCGGUCGCGCUGGUCGAGACGGCAAAGCCUCCCUCUGCAUCAUGUACUACAGUCGCGAAGACCGCGACCGUGCCGCAAAUAUGAUGCAGAGGGAGCAGGAAAAGCAGAACAAUGGCAAAGGUCAGAAUCGACAAGCCAUGAUAAACCGUGCGAAGAGCCUACAGGCGCUCAUUUCUUACUGUGAGAGCGUGUCAUCUUGCCGGCACAAGCAGAUUGCCAAGUACUUUGGCGAGGAUGCUAUUCCGCCCUGCGACUGGGCUUGCGAUUGGCACAAAGAUGCGAAGUUGCUAGCACGACGGAAAGACCAGGGUCUCGCGAAUGAGGAGUGGAUUGCUACUCAGAGGCAAGCUGGGACGUACGACAACGUUGGCGAUUAUGAUUGA
This is a messenger RNA of Ramularia collo-cygni, 1464 nucleotides long. RefSeq names its product related to recQ gene for DNA helicase. Gene Ontology annotation, biological process: double-strand break repair via homologous recombination. The transcript has 3 exons. Gene Ontology annotation, molecular function: nucleic acid binding; four-way junction helicase activity; 3'-5' DNA helicase activity. The record is from RefSeq and is a predicted model, not a curated record. Bases 1 to 1464 code for a protein of 487 amino acids. Gene Ontology annotation, cellular component: chromosome; cytoplasm. Lineage: Eukaryota; Fungi; Ascomycota; Dothideomycetes; Mycosphaerellales; Mycosphaerellaceae.